Labrus mixtus (cuckoo wrasse) is the source of this 4342-nucleotide messenger RNA. RefSeq names its product SEC16 homolog B, endoplasmic reticulum export factor (gene sec16b). The coding region runs from base 520 to 3309 and encodes 929 amino acids. The record is from RefSeq and is a predicted model, not a curated record. Gene Ontology annotation, cellular component: ER to Golgi transport vesicle membrane; endoplasmic reticulum exit site. Gene Ontology annotation, biological process: COPII vesicle coat assembly; autophagy; Golgi organization. The transcript has 25 exons. Lineage: Eukaryota; Metazoa; Chordata; Actinopteri; Labriformes; Labridae.
UGCGUCUUUUUUUUUUUUUUUUUACAACAAGCCUCUGAGUUGUUUCCUCUGACUCGGGAUCGGUUCCCGUUUCACUCUGCGCCCGUAUAAAUCACAAAAACUGACCUGAGACCAGCUGACUCGACUCCUCGGUAACCCAGUGUGACGGUCCUCCUGGCUGCAUCUUCCCUACCGGCAACGUGGCAAGUCUACACACUUGAAAGUUGUAGUACCUGUUCCUUCAGCAUGUGAAUGAAACCCCGAGGACCAGGUUAUUGACACCGGAGUGACACAGAAAAGACUCGCGAUGUCUUAUUUAUUCUAAUCAGGAUGGACAUGGACGUGAUUUGGUGUUUUCCAGCCUUGCGGGACAGCAGCUGUCAAACUCCUCAGGGCGUGCUCCACUGUUUACCUUCAGCUGACUGAGAACACACAGGCUGCUCACACAAUGCAAAUAAACCGGGGAUGAAGGAUUAUACACAUUUAUAAACUGGAAGAAUCGCAAACUAGACCUUCCUGUUAUUUCAAGGGGUCAUCAUCAUGGAUCCGAGAGGUCAACCCCGGCCCGACUCUGCACGUAACCCCCACAGAACGAAAGACAGAGAGGACUACUACAGGUACUCUCAGCAGGACGGAAACCAGGGUCACCCACCACAGGACCCCAGGGAGAGGGACAGGAACUGGACUCAUUCUGAUGCUCACUACAGGAGUCACUACAGCAGCCCUCCUGCCAGGCCGGAGCAGCAUCCUUACAACAGUCAGCAGUAUCAGUACGGGUAUGGACAUCUGGAACACCAAAGACCCCAGUCCAGACAUGGGUACGACUAUCCAGCCCACAGCCACUGGGACUACAGAGACCACUACGGUUAUUAUGAUCAGGACUACUACAGAGGACAGCAUGGACGCCAAGAUGCUGGACAGUGGGCUCCCCAGGACUCCUGGAGAACGGACAGUUACCAUGAAAGAGCUUACAGCCAGGUACAACCAGGGAGCUCCCAAACGGAGGAGUACAGCUAUGACCAAGGGAGAAAAACCUCGCAGCAUUACUUCAAAGACUACGAGGACAAUCCCUCCAGAGACCAGGAAGAUGUUUCCCCGUAUUACCUGGGGACGUUAGAAAGUUCUAAAACCUCUGGGAUGUCGUCCAGCAGCUAUGAACUGAGUCAGUACAUAAACGGAGCUGAACACAGCGAGCCUGUCCCACAAUCCGCUCAAACAUCUGAAGCAGCGCAUCAGAUGUCCGCCCCUCUGAAGUUCCCCAUCCCUCAUGCGGUGGUAAGUUUCGGACCUGCAGGACAGUUGAUACGAGUCAGUCCAGGCCUGUCCACACGGGAGAACGUCAGCCAGCUGGAAAUCCACAGUGUGGAGGUGAUUCUUGGUGACACAAAUGAACAGCAGGAGAUGAGAAACUUCCCAGGGCCCUUAACCAGAGAGGACUUGCACAAAGUAGAUGCUAUGGAGUUUGCCCACCAGAGGGCAGAUGCGUGCAUGAAAGAUGACAAACUGCCUGAUAAGAAAUCUGCCGCCCUCUUGUGGAAUCUACUGAUAUUGCUCUGCAGACAGAAUGGGAAAAUAGUGGGCUCAGAUAUUGCAGAGUUGCUGAUGCAGGGCUCACAUGCAGACGGGAGCUGGGAGGCAGAGCCUCCCACGCUCAUCGACUUCAGUGACAGCUCCAAGGCUGAAGAACCCCCUCAAAGAGGAGACGACCUGCUCACAGGAAACCUGAGCAGCUUCAGCUCUGAGACGUCAGAGAAAGACCUGCAGAGCUACACUCAACUACUGCUGGCUGGAAGAAAAAAGGAGGCCUUGGAGUCAGCUAUGAACAGCGGCCUGUGGGGACAUGCACUAUUUCUGGCCAGCAAAAUGGACAACAGGUCCUACACCACCGUGCUGAGCAGGUUUACUGGACAGCUAACAGCCAGUGAUCCACUCCAGACUCUCUUCCAGCUGCUCUCUGGGAGAAUUCCUGCUGUAGCAAUGUGCUGUGGGAAUGAAAAAUGGGGAGACUGGAGGCCUCAUCUAGCUGUAAUGCUCUCCAAUGAGACGGGAGACGCUGCUGUCCAACAGAAGGCCAUCGUCACCAUGGGAGACACACUCGCCUCCAAAGACCUCUUAUAUGCUUCCCACAUAUGCUACCUGACGGCAGGUGUUCCCUUCGGGUUGUUCACACAGAAGGCAGAGAGGCUGGUGCUUCUCGGCAGCAACCACAGGCAAUCCUUUCAACACUUUGCAACAAACUCUGCCAUCCAGUGCACCGAGCUGUAUGAGUACUGCCAGACACUAGGAGGCAAAUUCUUUUCAAUACCAACCUUUCAGUUGUUUAAGUUCCUGUAUGCAUGUCGACUUCUGGACUGCGGACUGGCUUCUCAGGCCUUUCAUUACUGUGAGGUGGUCGGACAAGCCAUCCUCCGACAGAGGGAGCCUCUCUAUGUGCUGACUGCAGAGGUUAUUAAGUUGUCAGACAGGCUGAGACACUCUGAGGGUCAGUUCAGUGAUACGGGGGUAGGCGGAGCCGUACAGGAUCCCAACUGGCUGAAACAGCUACGGGCUAGACUACACAGUUUACAGAUGGGGAAUUAUGACUGUACAGAAACAUACCAGCCUGAAGAAAGUGCUUUGGCCCGCAAGGAUGGUAAAGCUUACUUAGAGUCAGGCUUCCAAGACCGAAGCAGUGACGUCCAGAGUCCAGAACCUGAACUACUUUAUUACCGAGGCACAGAGGAAAAAGAACAUUUCAAUCAUCAAGUUGAAGAACACAAUGAGGAAAUGACAACUUCCUCAUGGGACACUAACCAGGACUGGCCACCCGCCAACCAUCCCAUGCCAGUAACAGUGGUUUAUCCUCCCCCAGUGCAAACAGUGGCUGCAGGCCAGGACUUCAGUUAUCAUAACACAGAUAGUGCUGAAGUCAGAACUGCUUUGCCACAUUGUCCUCAGAAUAAUCUGCCAUCAGCAGCCGAGGGGGCUGGGUUGUCCUCUGUAGCAGGCACAAUGGGGGGUCAGAUGCUGGAAGUCACCACCAGUCAGCAGCAGCAGAGCCAGCAGAGCCAGCAGAGCGUACCACAACAGUUUGUGGACUCCAAGGUGACCAACGAGCCCCUGAAACAGAGCGCCAAGGCGGGCUGGUUUAGCGGUUGGUUCAAAUCAAAACCACAAGAUGUUUUGAAGGAGAGCACAGAGCAGGACAGCCCAGCUCAGACACAGCAACCGAGAGCUGGCUUCUGUCCUCCUCCCCCACCUGCCGCUGUCCCGCCUGGCAUGUUUCCAUCCCAGUCUUCCUCUGCAGGGAUCAAUCCAUUCUCAAGGAAAGCAGGCCAGCAGCUGGGGUAGAGACCACUCGCCUGUGUCACAGGAUCACUGACGCCACUUAAACCAACGCUGGGAUAAUUUACCGAAUGUCUCAGUGAGCACAAGUGAGAUCGUUUCCACUCCCCUCGGACCACAUGUCCUUUCACACUGCCAGCUUGUUCCAUCAGAUUGCAUUUUAGAUAUAGAAAUACUCCGGUACCAAAUUGCAGUGACACAUAUCGCAGAAAUAGAUGAGGUCUUCUGAAAAGCUGACAGAAGGGAAAUUACCGGUGGAUGUAGGACAUAUUUUGACCCCAAUAAACAUAUCAGUGUGAGGGAUUUGACUCGGCAUUCUAGUGUGUCAGGUUUAGAGUUUGGGGACUGUAAAUGUGACCACUGCUGGAACGUCUGUAAGAUAUAAGACUCUUAUAAUUCAGGUCAAACAUAAGAAGAAAUCAUUUUAUAUUCUCAACAUGAAUGGGAAACAAAUUAAAUGUUACUAAAUGUAAAUGAAUUAUUUAAAAUUAAAAGUCAAUGCUGUGGUUAUUUUCUAGCUUCAACGAAGCCAUAUUGUAUCUUCAAAGCUCUAAGCAAAGUGUGUUGCCUGACGUUUCAAGGCAAGUCAAAAAUAUGAUUAUAUUUUUUAUAUUUUCAUGUUGCUGUGGUGCAUGAUGGGUAAUACCACAGGUUGAGAGGGGGUAAUCCAGGUACACCUGGCCAGCAGACAUUUAAAGUGUCAAACUGUUUAUGUGCUGAUAUCUGUGACGCUUUGAUCUGAAACAGGAGGUUUAUUCAUAGCUCCUUUAUAGAUGUGUCUAUGUGACUGCAUGGUAUGUGUGCGCUCCUUAAAGAUGUAUAUAAAGCAGUGACAUAUGUGUUAGCUUGUGAACAUAUUUUGAUGGAAUUCAUGUUUUUUGUAUUUGUCGUGGAGUACAGUACUUAUUGUAUUACACUGCACUUCUAUGUUUUUGUACUACUGGACCAGCAGAAGAUUUGAUGCAUAAAUGACCACUUCAUGAGUGUCAUUUUAUAUCAGAGUCAUUUCUCAGUAUUAUUAAACGUUUUCAACCAUCUU